Molecule: messenger RNA, 826 nt
Organism: Parasteatoda tepidariorum (common house spider)
Lineage: Eukaryota; Metazoa; Arthropoda; Arachnida; Araneae; Theridiidae
Source: RefSeq, a predicted model, not a curated record
CAGGUAUUUUUCUUCUCAUAAUUAGUUUUAUUCAAUAUGGAAAAACUUGUUUUGCUUUCCGUUCUUUUUAGUCUGGCCUCUUGCAAUUCUCAGUGUUUCUUAGAGAAGAAAGAUAAAUGUGAAAGUAAGGCCUGGGAAGAAUUACUGGAAGCUGAUUUGUAUGAUUAUUGCAGCACUAAACCUAAAAUUAUAAAGUGCAUCAAAACAGCAGCCACUGAUUGUCGCAUGGGAUUUCAAAAAGAAAGUGAAAAACUAUUGUCAGCCAUAACGGACGUGUGCACAGAAGGAUCAAAGCUAAACAAAGACUUAAAAAAACACGAAAAAUGUUUGGAAAAAGCGGUAAGUGAGUCCACUCAUUGCUUGAAACCUAUCACAGAAAUAAUGGAGAAGAAAGGAGAUCUAACCCCUGAUGAAAUUGUAGAAGUUCAAAGAAUAGGAUGUUUAAACAUAGAUAAAAUUAAAGAAUGCAUGUUUGAGAGUGCAAAAUCAUUGUGCGGUUCAGAGGCAGACACUUUCCAAAGAACAAUUUAUGAACCUGAAGCUGAUGUUCAGAAAAAAGUGUGUUCGGAAGUCAUGAAAGUUCAAUUAGAGAAAAGAGCCAAUGGAAAUACCGAAGUCAGACUCUUAUCAUCUUUCCUCGCUCCUUUCACGAUGAUGUAGAACAUGCAUUUCCGUAUAAGCCAAGGGUUAGAAAUCGAUUUCAAAGAUGUAUGUAACCUUGAUACAAUAUUCAUAGAAAAAAAAUUAUGUUUGAAGCUGAAAUCUAAAAAAAAAGCUGGAGUACUUUGUUUUAUUGAUAUUAUUGCAUGUAUGAAAAUAAUUUAUG